ACUCCACUUGAAAGUACCCUGGAAUAAUGGAAUCCAGCUGUUCGCUGGUAAACUACCUUUUAAAGUAAUUUUUUACUAAAAGUUUGUCCAGACAGAAAAGUUUGGCUCUGGCAGCUGAUGAUAGGGAAAAAAAAGCAAAGAGAAGAAAAAAAUCACAAAGAUCGUGGACUUUAUAUAGAAGACAGUCUUAAAAUCCAGAAGUUUAUAAAAGUUGACAGGUGUGCGUAAGGACUUGGCUGCGUCUUUAAAAAAAAACUUGGUUUCUGGCAUAAGCGUCUGUCAUUUUUUUUCCGCCUUACAUUAGCCAUUGAGUUGAUAAGUGAGAUCGUUGGGUCGGGGCACGGAGGAGAGAGAAGAGAGCGCUUUGGAUCGGAAUGUGGAAGCCACUGUGUGAUUAUCUGGUGAAAAUGCUGGCACAUCAGGGUCCCCGCACUGCGUGGUAGACGGCAGCUGCGACCGAGUCAGCGCAGAGAAGCCCAGUGCGUGUCUUGUCUGCUCGCCCCGACAGCGCUCACACACGGUGCCCCUCAAAUGUCCCUGUCAUUAGCACUCCUGCUAAUAUCGGCUCUCAACUUCCGCCAUCAUGGAUCGGAAGCCCAAAUCAACAAGUUCCAGCCCUCAAGUAACAAGGAACCGAACGGAGUGCACGAUCAUCAGCAUGAAAAAAUUAUUACAAUUUCGGAGGAUGGAUUUGUGCAGAGUCCCCGAUUUCCUCAGAGCUACCCUCGGGAUGUGGUGCUGGUGUGGAGACUAAUAGCAGCUGAUGAGAAUAUGCAAAUACAGCUCACCUUCGAUGAAAGGUUUGGACUUGAGGAGCCCGAGAACGGAUUGUGCAAGUUUGAUUUUGUGGAAAUUGAAGAUUUAAGUGACGGCACCAUUAUUGGACGGUGGUGUGGUGCCAAUGAAGUUCCAGGAAUACAAACAUCAAAGGCAAACCAAGUCAGGAUACGAUUUCAAUCCGAUGAGUAUCUGGCAUCAAAACCAGGCUUCUGCAUUUACUAUACACUUUUAGAAUCUCAGGCCCACUUUGAAAAUCCAACAAUAGCACCACCGUCACUAUCGUUGGAUAACUUAAAUGAGGCUGUCUCAGGCUUUGAUACAGUUGAAGAGCUGAUCAAGUACCUGGAACCAGAGCGAUGGCAACUUGACUUGGAAGACUUAUACAAACCGACCUGGCAGAUGCUCGGAAAGGCUUUUGUGCAUGGUAGAAAAUCCAGAGUGGAUCUGAACUUGCUCAAAGAAGAGGUGAAGCUCUACAGUUGCACGCCACGUAACACAUCAGUGUCUCUGCGAGAGGAACUCAAACGGACCGAUGCUAUCUACUGGCCUGGCUGUCUACUGGUAAAGCGCUGUGGGGGCAACUGUGCCUGCUGCUCACUUGGUUGCCAAGAUUGUCAGUGUAUCCCCACCAAAGUCUCUAAAAAAUACCACGAGGUUCUCCAGCUACGAUACAGGAGCCCUGGGAAACCACUGCAAAAAUCUCUUGCAGACGUGGGACUGGAGCACCAUGAUGGAUGCAGCUGUGUGUGCAAAGGAAAAGCAGGAGGUUAAAUCAGUUUGCUCUUUCAAAGCAUUUACCUUACAGAGAAUUAAACCUUAGAGCAAUGGAGCCCUUUGUGCAUAUCUUUCGCAGAAAUUACAGUCAUCUCAGUUUUUGAUUUUCCACUUCCUGACUUUUUAAUGCAUCUUAAAAGAUCGGCUCUCUUUGUCUACGAAUGGAACUGCAAAAUAUUUAUACAGCGGAAGAGUUCAGCAGCCAAAUGAAGUUUGAAUUGCUGGGCAACAGCAAAGAAAAUGGCUCUUACAUUGUUCAUCUGGUUCUCUUCCUCUCUUUCAUCUUUGAAGGAAUAAAAAUGUAAUUUAGUUCUCUGUUCCAGUUCUGAAUCUAGUAAAAGUUCAGAAAAUGUUUUUUUUUUCAGGAAAAGCACUUCAUCUGGAGUCACUUACUGUUUACAUCAUUAACUUUGUGAGUUAAUAAUAUUUCUAGCAAUGUUGCUGAAAACUUCCAAGGAACUCACUUUGUUUUGCGCCGCUUCACCUUUGAGUGACAUUUUGUCCUUCGAGCAAUAAACUCUUCUCCGUGCACAGUUUUUAAAAAAUAUUUGUCCUUCUGUGACUUCAGCUGCAAUGGCCCAUCACAAGUAUCCCAGUGAGGAAAAUGUUGGGUAAAUGCAGAAUAUGAUGAAAUUGAGGACCUACUUUGAUAGACUUUUACUCUGAGGGCAUUGCCUGAAAGUGUGUACAUUUUUCAAAUCUUCUCAUCUAGGCUAUUGUGGCUUAAGCUUUUUAUAUCACGUUGAAUGUAUCUAUUUUGUACCAAACCUAUUUAAGAAUUUAGCUUUUCAGAUUUUCAUAAUUUGCAAUACUUUGCAAAAAAAGGGAAAUGGGUUGAUGUGAUUAAAAGCACUACCAUAUCAUUGCACUGCUCGGAUUGGUGCUUUGUAUGGAAGCUACUGUUCCAAAGAUCGUACUAACUAGAAUUUUGUCUCAGUUAUUGACUUUAUUCAUAAAAUGGUUGCAUCUGUAUUUUAGUUCCAUCUCAUUUUUUUUUGUCUUCAUUGCAAAGGCAUUAAAAUGAGAAAAUAUAUUGACUUACAAUUGACGUGUAUUCACUCAGUGUCAACAGUCAAUUACUAAGCAAGCUGGUAAAUAAUGAUUGUUCAAGCAGAGCAACUGGAUUAUCAAAAUGUUCAUAACAAAAAAAAAGACCGGUUCCCUUGAAUAUUGGAAAUAAUUUUCAGCUAAAAAUCCAUGCUCAGAAAGUCUGUGGCAUUCAAUUUCAACACAAAACUGCAUCACCCUAAUCUGUCACACAUUGAUAUUUAUUUAAUUUUAAAUUAAAUGUUUAAAAACUCAUGUAUAUCAGCUAAUGUAGCAGAAACUACAACUGUAAAAGUUACCAAUAUUUCUAUAUGUUAUUCUUGAUUUUUGGCCACAAAAUAAUCAAUUAACUGCAUAUUUAUUCUGUAUAUAGUGCUGUAAUGACCUUGAUAUUCAUUCAAAACACGAAACCCAAUCUCCCGUAGGAAAAAUGUGUGAAAGAAUAAUCAGUGCUUACUUCAGACAAAGGAAGAGAUAGA
Molecule: messenger RNA, 3080 nt
Organism: Mobula hypostoma (lesser devil ray)
Lineage: Eukaryota; Metazoa; Chordata; Chondrichthyes; Myliobatiformes; Myliobatidae
Gene: pdgfc
Product: platelet derived growth factor c
Exons: 6
Coding region: 532-1551 (339 amino acids)
Biological process (GO): positive regulation of phosphatidylinositol 3-kinase/protein kinase B signal transduction; platelet-derived growth factor receptor signaling pathway; positive regulation of MAP kinase activity
Cellular component (GO): membrane
Molecular function (GO): growth factor activity; platelet-derived growth factor receptor binding
Source: RefSeq, a predicted model, not a curated record